Molecule: messenger RNA, 655 nt
Organism: Leptinotarsa decemlineata (Colorado potato beetle)
Lineage: Eukaryota; Metazoa; Arthropoda; Insecta; Coleoptera; Chrysomelidae
Biological process (GO): monocarboxylic acid transport; transmembrane transport
Molecular function (GO): monocarboxylic acid transmembrane transporter activity
Source: RefSeq, a predicted model, not a curated record
ACCGAGACAAUGAAAAAUUCCGUACAGAGUGUUGACAAAAAUAAACUUGUACCUCCUGAUGGAGGAUGGGGGUACAUUGUGACGGUAUCAAUAAUAGUAUCUCAAUAUGCUACAGUUGUUCCACUGACGUCAUUUGGGAUUCUGUAUGGCCCAUUUAUGGCAUCUAUUGGUGACGAAAAGAGUGGCAUAUCGAUGCUGAUUUCAACAUUUGUUGCAGUUUCAUCUCUCACAGGUUUCGUCUCAAGUUUCCUCCUACGGAAAUAUACUACAAGAAUGACUGGUUUGAUUGGAGCGACUUGUUAUUUUAUAGGAUACUGUAUAGAAAUAUUUGGCACAACAUUCUCACAUAUGUUGGUGUGCUUUGGUUUUAUCAAAGGAUUUGGAUACGGUUUAUUGACGCCGUCAUUACAUACAACUAUGAAUAACUACUUCAGCAAGAAACUAAACCUAAUGAUGGGGAUUUCUCAGGCGGUUACUUCUGUGGGUACUGUGAUGAGCCCACCAAUGGCGAUUCAUUUAAUGGAAAAUCUGGGAUUCAAAAAAACUUUGGGAGUGUUCGCAGGAUUUUCUAUUCUCAAUUUUCCUGCUGUGGCUACAUUCCGUAAUGUGGAAAAAUAUCAACAGAUCCAGACGUCAGCAACUUCUAGUGGAGUAG